CGCGCUCUGGCGUCCAACCUGCUGCUGCCGCGGCCCGGCCGAGCCGAGCGAGCGAGCGCUGCGCGCAGGGCACACGCUCGCGCUCCAGCUCCCUUCCCGGGCGGUUCAUGACCGCGCGCUCUGAGCGCAGCCCCGCCAGCCCCGCCGCCCCGCCGCCCGCCGCCGCGAGGGCCCCCGAGGGAAGGAAGGCAGGAAGGCAGGCGCGGCCGUGCGCCCCGCGGAGCCCGCGCCCCCCGCCCGCAGCCGGCUGCCCGGCCCGGCUGGCACCAUGCUGCCCGCGCGCUGCGCCCGUCUGCUCACGCCCCACUUGCUGCUCGUGUUGGUGCAGCUGUCCCCGGCUCGCGGCCACCGCACCACGGGCCCCAGGUUCCUCAUAAGUGACCGUGACCCGCAGUGCAACCUCCACUGCUCCAGGACCCAGCCCAAACCCAUCUGUGCCUCCGAUGGCAGGUCCUACGAGUCCAUGUGUGAGUACCAGCGAGCCAAGUGCAGAGACCCGACCCUGGGUGUGGUACAUCGCGGUAGAUGCAAAGACGCUGGCCAGAGCAAGUGUCGCCUGGAGCGAGCGCAGGCCCUAGAGCAAGCCAAGAAGCCCCAGGAGGCGGUGUUUGUCCCGGAGUGCAGCGAGGAUGGCUCUUUUACCCAGGUGCAGUGCCAUACUUACACAGGGUACUGCUGGUGUGUCACCCCAGAUGGGAAGCCCAUCAGUGGCUCUUCUGUGCAGAAUAAAACUCCUGUAUGUUCAGGUUCAGUCACCGACAAGCCCUUGAGCCAGGGUAACUCAGGAAGGAAAGUCUCUUUUCGAUUCUUUUUAACCCUCAAUUCAGAUGACGGGUCUAAGCCGACACCCACGAUGGAGACUCAGCCAGUAUUCGAUGGAGAUGAAAUUACGGCCCCCACUCUAUGGAUUAAGCACUUGGUAAUCAAGGACUCCAAACUGAACAACACCAAUGUAAGAAAUUCAGAGAAGGUCCAUUCGUGUGACCAGGAGAGGCAGAGUGCCCUGGAAGAGGCCAGGCAGAAUCCCCGGGAGGGCAUCGUCAUCCCUGAGUGCGCCCCCGGGGGCCUCUACAAGCCAGUGCAGUGCCACCAGUCCACUGGCUACUGCUGGUGUGUGCUAGUCGACACAGGGCGCCCGCUGCCCGGGACCUCCACACGCUACGUGAUGCCCAGCUGUGAGAGCGACGCCAGGGCCAAGAGUGCAGAGGUGGACGAUCCCUUCAAGGACAGGGAGCUGCCAGGGUGUCCAGAAGGGAAGAAAAUGGAAUUUAUCACCAGCCUCCUGGAUGCCCUCACCACCGACAUGGUGCAGGCCAUUAACUCAGCAGCGCCUACUGGAGGUGGGAGGUUUUCAGAACCAGAUCCCAGCCACACGCUGGAGGAGCGAGUGGUGCACUGGUACUUCAGCCAGUUGGACAGCAACAGCAGCAAUGACAUUAACAAGCGGGAGAUGAAGCCCUUCAAGCGUUACGUGAAGAAGAAAGCCAAGCCCAAGAAGUGUGCCCGGCGUUUCACUGACUACUGUGACCUGAACAAGGACAAGGUCAUCUCACUGCCUGAGCUGAAGGGCUGCCUGGGUGUUAGCAAAGAAGUAGGACGCCUCGUCUAAGGAGUGGAAAACCAGUGGGCAGGUGGAGAGACCAGGGAGGCAGGACGGACCAUCCAGACCAUCCGACACAUCUAACCUUCACCGAUUCCGCGACGCCCCCCUCCCCCUUCCCCGCCCGCCCCGGCCCAGCCACAUCCCAUGUAACAUAAGUGGUGCCCACCAUGUUUGCACUUUUGAUAACUCCCAUUUGCGUGUUUUCUUUUUGGUUUCAUUUUUAAAUACCAAUAUCUAAUACCACAGUGGGAAAAGGAAAGGGAAAAAGACUGUUUAUUCUCUCUCUUAUUGUACGUUUUUGGAUCUGCUACUGACAACUUUGAGGGGUUUUUUUUUUGGGUGGGGGGGGGGGAAGGUGUUUGCUGGGACUGAGAAGAAAGAGAUUUAUAUACUGUACAUAAAUAUAUAUGUAAAUUGUAUAGUUCUUUUGUACAGGUGUUGGCAUUGCUGUUUGUUUAUUCCACCCCCUUCCCUGCUCUUGCUGUGGGGCUCUGGACACACGGCCCGGCUUUCUAGAACCCAGAACUGCAUCCCCAGCCAUGCCGGAGACCGACCCCUGUGUGCAUGUAGAUGGGAGCCUUGUGAUCGUAUUGUAGACUCCAUGGGGUCUUUUCUGGUGGGAAGAGGGCACUGCCCCUUGAUUUGGCUGUCAGAUCUGGCAAGUCACUGGGAGGCUGGCCUUCUCAAGGGAGGUUGGGCUGGGGGGCAGGUGGGAGUUGCCCCUGGAGGGCAGGCAGUAGCCAGCACUGGCGUCAAUUCCCCCCUGCUCACAUGUUCCUGCUCUCCAGACCGUUGGGUGGCCCAGAAUCCAUCUGUGGGCACACCAGUAUCCUCAUGACCCACCGAGCAAAUGACCCUCAGACCAUUUGCAUGAAGCCACUUGAAACAUUUUCAUCCACGUUCAGCAUCUACUCUGUAAAGCAGGAGAGGGGAGGCAAAGAAGAAAAAGACACACAGUGGGGCCUUCUAUUUAGUCGAUUUUUGACAAUUUUAAGCAGUGAAGGGAAGAGGACAGAAGGCCCACACUGAUGAGUGCAGUGCCAGCCUCCUGCAAAUGCACGAGCGAGGCUUCCCAAGACAGACUCUCAGCAGCGAGGUCAGACUGGGGCUUCCCAUCCAUUCUCUAUCCCCCCUGCCAUCCUGUCCUCAGUGGUUACCACAAGCUGUGGGGGGGUGCCCAGAGAGCCACCUUGUUGGUAAACCCAAUGGUUUAUUUGGUUUUUAACCCAAUACUGAAGUUCUUCCUGUUUCUCAAGCUCUUCUAAGGGCUCCCAGGCUCAAGGCCAAUUCCAGAGUAAAACUAAUCUCAGGCCUCCUGCCUCUGCCUCUUGUAGAAGUGCAGGGAUAAUAGCCCAGCUAGGAGGAAAUGAGGCCUAGCUUUCUGCAGAUAUUUUACUGGGAUUCCAUUGUGGGCUGUCCAGCCUUCCUCUGGCCUGGUGGCUGCACCCAUCCAGACAGCUGUCAGAGGGCAACAAGUGACAUUUAGCCUCUCUUCCCAUGAGCGGCCAUGGUGGCCUCGAAGGAAGGCAGGUAGCCCAAGACUGAUGCCCCUGUUGGAUUGCCCCUCUCAUAUCCCAGCCAGCAUUCCCGUAAGUGUGCCCACCUCGGGGGACUGUGUACCCCAUUUUGGGUCUGGAAGGCAUUGGCAUCGUAAGCACUGGCCCACUCAAGGCCGUGCUCAGGGAGGGCCCGGAGCGGGGAGUGCACCUUCUCAAGACAUGCUCUGGUGGGGCCUCGGGCUAGAGAAGGUUCUUGCUAUCAUGGAGAAAAUCCUAGAAGGUAUCUCAGGGGUGACUGGAGGCCCCAUCCCAACAUGGUAGGGAGGAAAGGAAACCCCGCCAUCCCCCUUGGCCUGGACCAGAUGACUUGGUGUGCUGGAGCUAGAUCGACCUUCCUCAAUGCCCCGGCCCCUUUCCCGGGCCCGGAGGAAGCAUGAAAACACAGAGGGGGUGCCUCCCUGUGGAAAUUCAGAACCCACCCACCCAACCCUGCCAUCUUCUCUCUCACACACGUGUAGGCUGUGUUGUGUGGCUUUCGUUUGUGAGGAGGGAAGGAGACUAUUUGUAGCUGGUUUUAUAAAAAAAUAAAAAUGGGUAAACCUUGGUA
Leopardus geoffroyi (Geoffroy's cat) is the source of this 3709-nucleotide messenger RNA. It is a transcript of the gene SMOC1, whose product is annotated as SPARC related modular calcium binding 1. Bases 269 to 1609 code for a protein of 446 amino acids. Gene Ontology annotation, cellular component: basement membrane. Gene Ontology annotation, molecular function: extracellular matrix binding; calcium ion binding; heparin binding. NCBI's taxonomy places the organism in Eukaryota, Metazoa, Chordata, Mammalia, Carnivora, Felidae. The record is from RefSeq and is a predicted model, not a curated record. Gene Ontology annotation, biological process: extracellular matrix organization. The transcript is spliced from 12 exons.